Eleginops maclovinus (Patagonian blennie) is the source of this 3385-nucleotide messenger RNA. RefSeq names its product LSM14A mRNA processing body assembly factor b (gene lsm14ab). The transcript has 10 exons. Gene Ontology annotation, cellular component: P-body. The coding region runs from base 211 to 1569 and encodes 452 amino acids. Gene Ontology annotation, molecular function: mRNA binding. Gene Ontology annotation, biological process: P-body assembly; cytoplasmic stress granule assembly. NCBI's taxonomy places the organism in Eukaryota, Metazoa, Chordata, Actinopteri, Perciformes, Eleginopidae. The record is from RefSeq and is a predicted model, not a curated record.
AGCAUCCUCAGCGGCGGGUGAAGGAAAAUGAAAUCGGCCAUGUCGUGGUAAAGGUCUGUCCUGCAUCCAGCGAGGCUUAUUCACUGCUUAAUUCACCCUUUCUCGUGUAAUGUAGACUAAGAACAACAGCUCUGAUAAAUACAACAUCUAAACAUCUCGUUUGACCGAAGAAAAUCCAGUCAAAUAUCGUGAAAAACCAGAUAUUCCAACAUGAGCGGAGGAGGAACGCCGUACAUUGGGAGCAAAAUUAGCUUAAUCUCCAAGGCCGGGAUCCGUUAUGAAGGAAUUUUGUACACCAUUGAUACGGAAAACUCGACCGUAGCUCUUGCUAAAGUGCGCUCUUUCGGCACGGAGGACCGGCCCACUGACAGGCCUAUUCCUCCUCGGGAUGAAGUGUUUGAGUACAUCAUCUUCCGAGGAAGUGACAUAAAGGACCUGACAGUCUGUGAGCCGCCCAAAGCAACUAGCUCCCUGCCUCAGGACCCUGCUAUAGUUCAAUCGUCACUUGGAUCCACCAAUGUUGCACCACCGCCCUCUUUCCAGGCCCCGGGGCCCUAUGCUCCUCUCAGCAAGGCCCCUCCGGCACCGUACAGCCAGUUCGGUGUUAACACCCUGGCUUCUCAGCCGUUUGGAUCUGCUGGAGGACGCGCCAGUCCCGAGCUGGAGUCUUUGAAAAAACGUCCCAUUCUGGAGCAGGCAGUGCAGCCCCCACCUGUUUCUGCCUCAGCCCCCCCUGCUCCUGUAGGUCAUAGGCCUCAGCCGACUGCGGCGCCCAGACCCACCAGCAGCACCGGAGGCCUCCAGAAGCCCCCCGACCUCCUGGAGCAGAGACGUGCUCCUGAGGUUCAGACAGUGUCACAGCCAGAACAUGAACACGGUGCUAUGGAGAACCGAGAUCCCAACAAGCGCUACACUGCUGGUCUUCAGUCUAACCGCCGUGGCCGCGGCAGAGGAAACCGCAGCAGAGGCAGAAUGAACGUGCGUCGGGACGGUGCGAUGAAGUUUGAAGAAGAUUUUGACUUUGAGACCGCCAACGCUCAGUUCAACAAGGAUGAGAUCGACAAAGAGCUGCAGAACAAACUCAAACUGAAAGACGACAAGAUUGAGAAGUCUUUGAAUGGAGAAGAAGCUGCAGAGUCAGCAGAACAUCCGGCCAGCGAGGGCACCACAACCACCGCCACCACUACCACCACCAACGAAGAAGAAGAGGCUGUGAGCAACACUUACUACGACAAGACCAAGUCCUUCUUCGAUAACCUGUCUGCUGAUGAUUUAAGUAAAGGGGGCGAUAGAGGCUUCUCAAGCCAGCGGAGAAACACCUGGGCGGAGGAGAGACGGAUGAACUCAGAGACAUUCGGCAUCCCUCUGAGGCACAACCGAGGAAGAGGAGGUUUCCGCGGCAGAGGCUUCAUGGGGCCUCGUGGCGGCAGAGGGCGACCCCUGAGCAGAGGCUCCUUCGCGCCCCCGAGAGGUCCCCCACCUGGCUUCAGAGGCGCAUUCAGGGGCGGCAGAGGAGGCCGGGAUUUCUCUGAUUUUGAAUACAGGAAGGACAACAAGGUGGCUGCGUAGUACCACACCCGAUUUGAAAAUUGUAUCCCAUCAUCAUGAUUCUGUUCAAUAUAUUCUUUGGUCUCAACAUUUGACGGAAAGAAUGAAGACAUCCUGUCAGUCACCAGCAGAGAGGUGGACUGCGUUACAUCGGUGGGAGGGGGUUGGGGGGUGAGAGUGCAGCUCCCUUUUCUCCACUUUGAGAAUUAGGCUUAUUUUUGUUUUGUUUUAUUAUUGUCAGCCCAGGCAUAUUGUUUUGUAAGCAGCAGAUGGACGAGUGUAAAUACCUUUGCUUCGAGUCCGGUGUUUUUGCAUGGAGCGACAGUGGAAGCCCCACUGAUGCUGUGAGAGGAUCACCAGUCAUGUGAUCGAUAGCUUUAUUGUUUUACUUCAUUUUCUGAUCCCGUCAUGUACGUUGGCACCAAGAUUCACUGCAUCGCCUGUCGCACCGUGCUUUUUUCUGCCCUGACUUGCUUAGUUCAGUUGCCAUGUAUUCAGUGUUUUUAUUUUUUGGAAACAUCCAUUAUUUCUCAAUUGAAGUGAAAUCAAAAGCCAGCAAAAAAAAAAAAAAAUCUGACCUGAAUAUUGUGAUGAAUGUAUAUCUGACGCUCAUAUUCUACCCCGGCUAACUGUCUCGCCACCCAGACACACUCGUUGUUUUAUUUUAGAAAAUGUUCAUUCAGUAUUUAGUUAUGUAGAUCAUACUGUGACCCCUCAAACCUCCAGAUGAACAGUCUGCUUUACGUCAGUGGCUGUAUGCCUGUUAACGGUGGCCCCCUUAAUGCAAGCAAUCAGUAGGAUGAACGGGGUUUAGUUUUAGUAAGCAUUUGUAGUCUUUCUUUUGACCGGGUCUGUCUUUUUUUAUAUAUAUAUAGUUGACGAAACAAAGCAUUCCCAGGAUUUGUGUCUGUGAAAAGAGGAACAUCCAUUACUUUAAAUGCCUUUAGAAGUUCUUAGGAAAGGAAUAAUUGAGUUAAUUCACUUAAAACCUGCAGAACGACCUUAAAACGAGUCCGAUUUGGAAAGAAUGCUCCGCUAUAUUGCCAAAAAGAAAGCCUGAGCAUUUGAGAUGUAAUAAAUAUUAGACGACACGUUUUCUCUUAUUGAGCCCUCGGUUAAAGCAUGAGUUUUUUCUCUGUUCUCGGCAUCCUAUGAAUUGUCUUACAGUCGUUCCACCUGCUGUUAUUCCUCUGCAACUCGGAUAAUUGACUAGAAAUGGGAAAACCUUGUCUGUGAUUUGAUUGAGUUCUCAAAGUGUAUCUGUUCUACCCUCUUUGGCUUUGUUUGUAGCUCCUCUUGUUGCAUUGUUGUCAAUGGGAUUGUUCUCUGGAGUGAUUUCGGUUUUUUACACACUUGUGAACAAAGGGACGUGACCUGGAUGUGGUGCCAGUGUAUUGGGAGGGAGGUGGGGGGGAUAAUUUUCUUUCUGGCUCUGAUUUGUUAGUACUUUAGGGAGUGCCUUCACAGUGGUGGAUUUUUACAGCUCUCCCUUUAACUUAAGUCAACAAAUGUAUUGAUAGCACUACAAGGCGAGGCUAGAUCCUUCUCAGUAGCUGUGCUGUAAAACGAAGCAGCCCAUUUGAAAAUAUGAAAUUUAGCUUUUUGACUGGAUAUAUAUACCUGCUGAUCACUGCAUGACAGCCGUAGAAACCAUCACUUCACACGGGGCUUUCGCAAUAACCAGCAAGAUUGAAUUUGAGGUAGAAAAAGUAUUAAAAACUGACAUGUUUUCAUAUGUUUGUUACUCCUUCCAGUCACUGGAAUUGUGAACCAGGAAUUGUUUUCAUGAGAAUAUCAGCAAAUUGAGUUUUUACGUAAAAUAAAGAGUUGUACAAUA